AUGGCAGAAUUGGCGAGAUUACUAGCUGGAAUGGAAUGGUGUGUGGCACACGGUAUUCAGGAUGUAGAAGUUGAGGGAGACUCACAAAUUAUCCUGAAUGGCAUUUCAAAUAAGAAUUUUGAAAACUGGAAACUGGAGGCGGUACGACCCAAAAUCCAAAAAAUAAGUGAAAGUUUAAAUAAUUUCACCCUCAAACACAUCUACCGAGAGGGCAACGCGGUGGCAGACUGGCUAGCUAAUAGAGGCAUCGAAUAUGAUGACUCAAUACAAUUGAUAGAGAUGGAGGAGCUAUCGGACGGAUUGAUAGAGAUCCUUGCUGCAGACAAAGGCAGAUUUCCUAAAACUGGAAUUGGCAUUACCUUAAACACUGACAGACAUUGGUGCGAUGCUCUGGUGCUGGAAGUUGUUCUUCUUCCUCUGGCAGAUAUCAUUGAAACAAAGAAAAAAGUGGUUGAAUUAAUAGAAAGUUUCAUUAAACCCUUCAUAGCAGAUACGGUUGUAGAAGCCAUUCUGGGUCUGGAGGAAGGAGUCAGAGUUAGUAUACUGAAGGUUUAUUUUCAAUUUGAAAAUUACCUUCGAUCAGACUUUGAGGAAGAGGAAGAGAGUGAUGGUGAUGAUGCUGUGAAAGGAGAAGAUAGUGAGAGUAGUGAUGGAGAAGAGGAGGCUUCUGUGACCAGUGAGGAGAUCCGAGAGAUGGCCCGCAGAGAAGUGUGGAGGGAAGAGUGGGAGAGAAGGAAGAAAUUUGGGGAUGAGGCAUGGGAAGUUUUUAGAUGCGCAGUCUUCAAUGGAAACCUUGAACCAUUUCGCAGGAUCAUUGAGGUAGAAGAGUGGUGGCUUCCAAAGAGUUCCACAUGUAAAGCAAUCACGAUAGCUGGUUUAGCAAUAGUUCUGAUGGAAUUUGUGAAACUUAUAUGGUUGAAACCACUGCAAAGUAAAAAGAAAUUUGAAGCCCAAGGGAUUCAAGGUCCUCCAUAUAAGUUAUUCAAUGGAAAUGCUCCUGAUAUUGUUAGACUGGCCAGGAAGGAAAGCUCCAAACCAUUGCCACUGCCAGAACACAAUAUAGUUCCUAGAGUUCUUCCUGCCUAUCAUCAUUGGAUGCAAACAUAUGGUCAGGAAUUUGUUUUCUGGUUUGGGAAUAAACCCAGGCUUUAUGUUACUCACCCUGAGCUUGCAAAGGAGAUAUUAUGUAACAAGUUUGGACAUUGUAACAAACUUCAAAAUAAGCAGCUUGGAAAACCAGGCCUUUCAAGGUUAAAUGGGGAGAAAUGGGCUCAUCAUAGAAGGAUUCUCAAUCCUGCUUUUCACACUGAACUCUUGAAGGGUAUGAUUCCCUCAAUUGUACAAAGUGGUAUCAACAUGUUGACAGAGUGGAGUAAAUUGAUGUCAUCAGAUGCAAAUGAAAUUGAAGUUUUUAAAGAAUUUUGUAUACUUUCAUCAGACAUAAUUUCCCGCACAGCAUUUGGAAGCAGUUAUUUAGAGGGGAAACGCAUUUUUCAUUUGUUGGAUCAACAAAUCCUUCUCUUUUUUGAAUCGAUUCGCAGUGUUCAUAUUCCUGGCUUCAGUGGCUCGGCCUACUCUCUUCGGAGGAAAGGAAAUCUUACACAUACUAGUGCUAUACCUAGUAAAUCAUCUGACUUUUUUUUUUCUAACAGGUUUCUUCCGACAAGAAAGAAUAGGCAACGAUGGUCAUUGGAGAAGGAAAUUAAGAGAUGUAUUAUGCAGGUGAUUGAAGGUAAAGAGAGGACUGCUUGUGAAAAUUUAGAGGACUACGGCACUGAUCUACUUGGUCUGAUGAUGACUUCCCAAAAGAAAGACGGAAGAGGAAACAUGAGCAUGACUACAGAUGAAAUAUUUGCUGAAUGCCGGAACUUCUAUGCAGCUGGUCAGGAAACUACAUCAAUCCUCUUGACAUGGACUAUGGUAUUGAUGGGAAUGCAUCCAGAAUGGCAAGAGAGAGCACGCAAGGAGGUCUUGGAAGUAUGUGGGAAAAUUGGAUUUCCAAAUGCAGACACUGUAAAUGGCCUAAAAAUCGUAGGAAUGAUUCUUAAUGAAUCCUUGAGACUUUAUCCACCAGCAGUGAUAAUAACACGGCAGACAUCUAAGCCAAUUAUGCUUGGAAGGUUCUCAAUUCCUGCAGGUACUCAGCUUGAGAUUCCGAUUCUUCAAAUCCACCAUGAUCAAGCUUUCUGGGGAGAGAGUGUGAAUGAAUUCAAUCCAGAGCGAUUUAGCCAGGGAAUUUUAAAGGCUGCCAAGCAUCCAAUGGCAUUCAUGCCAUUUGCAUUAGGCCCGCGGAUCUGCAUUGGUCAAAACUAUGCACUGCUAGAGGUGAAAAUAAUAUUAGCCAUGAUUCUGCAAAGGUUUUCCUUUGUGAUUUCACCUAAUUACAUCCAUGCACCUGUGCAAUCAUUCCUGCUCAAACCCCAACACGGAGCUCAGAUCAUGCUUCAUAUGAAUUAGGUUUUACAACAAAGAAUCAUGGGAAAAUAAUUUAGUUUCUGAAAUGAAAUGCUACAAAAUACACAUCACCUAUACAUAAUUAUGAUGUAAAUUGAGUUUUGAGCAAUUAUGAUAUUAAUCAAACCUUG
Messenger RNA from Cryptomeria japonica (Japanese cedar), 2585 nucleotides. RefSeq names its product cytochrome P450 734A1. The record is from RefSeq and is a predicted model, not a curated record. The transcript is spliced from 8 exons. Gene Ontology annotation, molecular function: RNA-DNA hybrid ribonuclease activity; heme binding; monooxygenase activity. NCBI's taxonomy places the organism in Eukaryota, Viridiplantae, Streptophyta, Pinopsida, Cupressales, Cupressaceae. The coding region runs from base 1 to 2457 and encodes 818 amino acids.